AUGGACGCGGCUCAACGCCAAGUAGCUGACCAGCGAUUUGCUGAGCUCAUAACGUACUUUGACCAACCUCCUCUGGAGGGCCAAGAUGUCAAAUACAACCGUGUCGAACUUGUUCGGCUGACGUACCAAUACUCCCUGAGCGAUGAGUCAAAGGGGAACUUUCUUCGUGCAUUCUUCGAGUGGAUCGGGACUCCAAUAAACGAGGAUUUCAAUACCGCCGAAAUCAAUUUACCCAAUGCCGCUCUCCGUACUUCCAUAUUUUUAUUUGCUGAUUAUUUGAUUGAAAACUUCUUUUUGCCACUGAAAGCAUCAAUCGGAAAAUCUCCCCAGCCAACACCCGGCUCACAGUCGUCUAUCCUCGCCCUGCAACGGGGGGCUGAUCUUGGCACUCCAGAGCGAGUCUCGGCUCUUAGGGGAGCUUGUCUUAUUCGAGAUCGUCAUCGAUGUGUCAUUACGCGGCGAUACGAUGUUGAGCAGCUCAAAAAGCAGGAAAAAACCUCUCAAGGACACCACGAGCUUCGAGAUGAUGAUGGUAGCCCUUUAGCCGCGCAUACUCGCUUCUCUAACCUGGAGGUCGCUCAAAUUAUCCCUCAUUCACUAACUCGGGUAAAUGCGAAUAAUGAGCUAGAUCCCUCUAAAGUUGCAGCCUUAGCCAUUCUUAACAUGUUUGACGUUGGUGCUGCCUUUCUAAUUGAGGGGACCAAUAUCGACCGUCCCGGAAAUGCUCUGACUCUUACUCCGAGCAUGCAUUAUCAUUUUGGAGCUUUUGAUAUUUAUUUCGAGGCCGCGGAGGGCCAAAACCACACUUACAAUAUCCGGUCGUUCUUGAGGGAUGGUGUUAUUGAUGAGCUUCCCACAACCCGCUCUCUCCUUGGCUGA
This is a messenger RNA of Clonostachys rhizophaga, 879 nucleotides long. The record is from the annotation of a GenBank genome assembly. Lineage: Eukaryota; Fungi; Ascomycota; Sordariomycetes; Hypocreales; Bionectriaceae.